Molecule: messenger RNA, 10319 nt
Organism: Zootoca vivipara (common lizard)
Lineage: Eukaryota; Metazoa; Chordata; Lepidosauria; Squamata; Lacertidae
Gene: ELK1
Product: ETS transcription factor ELK1
Biological process (GO): regulation of transcription by RNA polymerase II; cell differentiation
Cellular component (GO): nucleus
Molecular function (GO): sequence-specific DNA binding; DNA-binding transcription factor activity, RNA polymerase II-specific
Source: RefSeq, a predicted model, not a curated record
CAGACGAGGGACCCGGCCUGCGCGGCUCCGUCGGAGGCAGGAAGAAGAAGAGCGGGGCCGCCGCCGCCGCCUCCCCUACCCCCUCACCCCCCGCAGCGCCCUUCCCGGCGGAAGAGGGGGACCCCGCGCGUCCCCAGGGGGCGAGAAGCAACUUGGAGCCGGGACGGGGGCAGCAUCGGGACCAGCCGACGACCCGGGCGGGAGGAAAAGGAGCGCGGAUCUGUCACCGGGACCCUCGGAGGCCGGGCUGGGCGCUCCGGCGCAGCGCAGCCCAUGGAGCCUCCCGGGUCGGGUGCGGCGGCGGCUGCCACCUUGCUCACGGUCAUGGAUCCCUCCGUCACCCUGUGGCAGUUCCUCCUGCAGCUGCUGGAGCAACAGAGCAACGGACAUCUCAUCGCAUGGACCUCCAAUGACGGAGAGUUCAAGUUAGUUGAUGCUGAAGAAGUGGCACGGCUCUGGGGGCUGCGGAAGAACAAGACCAACAUGAACUACGACAAGCUGAGUCGGGCCCUGCGCUACUACUAUGACAAGAAUAUCAUCCGUAAAGUCAGUGGGCAGAAAUUCGUCUACAAAUUUGUCUCUUACCCGGAGCUUUCAAGCAUGGAGGGAGUAAAGGAUGAGGGAGGACCCAAAAGGCCCGAGCAGGUGCAGAGUGAAGCAAAAGGGGGCGAGGGGUCACUUGGGGCCCCCAAAGCCCUGCGUGGAGGAGGGGGUGCCCCACGCAGCAGCCGGAAUGAAUAUAUGCGCUCUGGGCUCUACUCUACUUUCACCAUUCAGUCGCUGCAGGCUCCUUCGCCCGCUGGCCGGGCCUCCCGCCAGGAGACGGAGCUCUUGCCCACAGUGCCACCCCCUGCUGCUGCCCCUGAGCCACCACCCCCCUCCUUGGCCACAGUGGACGAUCUGCCUCAGUUGCACAUCAGGAUUGAAGAGCCAGAGGAGUCUCAGGAGCCCUUGCAGGUCAUAGUGGAGCCCAGCCCAUUGGAUCCUCCCCCCCUUGAUGAGAAAGUUCUGGUGAAGGUGGAAGAGAACCUUGACCUUGAUGGGGAAGCAGCCGCUCUGCUGGUCUUAAUGGAGGCUGGCGUCAAGGAGGAGACCUUGCCUGUGGAGAAGGCCUCUUUGGAGAAGGUGUCCUUGGAGGCUGAGAUGCCAGAGGAGGGGGGUGGUCUGCUGAAAGAGGAAGCUCAGUCCCCCAGCCCAGCAACCGUGUCUCUUGAGGGACAGCCUCAAAAGGGCAAGAAGCCCAAAGUCCUGGAGCUCCCUUCACUGUCAACCCAGGAGAAAGUGAAUGCCACUGUGAACAGUCUCUUGGCACCUGGAGGGGCAGGGAGUACGCUGACCCCAACCACGGUCAUUUCUUCUCAUGCACUGACCCCAGUGCUGCUCACUCCAAGUUCCUUGCCACCCACCAUCCAUUUCUGGAGCACACUCAGCCCCAUCGCACCCCGCAGCCCAGCCAAGCUCUCCUUCCAGUUUCCCAGCAAUUCCAGCUCCCAAGUUCACAUCCCCUCUCUCAGUGUGGAUGGACUCUCCACCCCUGUAGUCCUCUCUCCUGGACCCCAGAAGCCAUAGCUUUUCUGCUCACCAUCGCUGUGUCCUGUACUCCUGCCAAAGAGCUGGUUUGAGUUUCUUUCCGCGCCGUUGGGAUUACUUCCCUGGAUGGACAACUGUGUGUGUCUUCACUGGCCGGAGGAUCCCUUUGGUGAGCCAAGGACCGAUGAGCUGCUUGAAGGAUGGAAAUGGUGUAGCAAACAGAUCUCAUCCAAUUGCCUCGAAUAGGCCAGGAUGUUCCUCUGAAACCAAAUGGUGUCUCCCUAACACCAAUAAGUUGUUGUGCUGCACCUACCUGCUUCUGAAAAGCUUCAUGUGAUCCUCAAAUACCUCUCUGGGGGCAAAGAGGUUAUAACCUCAGUUAUUUGCCGCCCACCAAUUAAGGGUUUGCCCAUAUCUACCUUUAGUAUAGCAGUAUGGGCUGUCCUUUGUAUUCUCUUUCUUGGUAUUCAGUCUCAUAAUGGAGAUGAGUUGAGGUGAUGGUCCAAGUUCAAGAAGGCGACCUGACAUCCUACAAGGUAAAUCAACUAUCUCCUGGUAUAGACCCUGGUAUAGACCCUGCCAGCAAUGUUUGUUUUAGUUGUCUGCAGGGGGGCAGAAGCAGCACCAACCAUAUUUGUAUUGACUGUGUGUUGAUUUCAACUAUGGAUGAUCAGGAUGUUGGCGUGCAAGCUAUUUUUGGGCCAAAAGAGUUUCAGCCAUGUUUGUGGCUGGAUGCAAAUAAGGAUGUCAAGGUUAACCACAUCUGUUGUGGCUGAAAAGAGAAGAGGAAACACAGUUGGUCAUGUUUCUUCAGACUUCACGAAAGAUGGUUUUGGCACAGGGUGUUCUUUGAUUGGCUUGGCAAGGCAAAGGAAAAAGCGUUGGAUGUGUUUGCUGGUCAACGCCAGAGGAAGAAGCACUGCCAGUCAUGUUCAGUCUUGCCAGAUAAGGUAGCUGAGUCAGCCGUUAUCGUUCUGGCUAAACAAUGUUGUCCUUUGGCUCAGUGAGGUGGGAGAUGUUUCUGGCGUUUCUUUUGGAUAUGUCAGACAUUCCACCUGACAUCACAACUACAGCUGAGAAAGCCCUGUUUUUGUUUUAUUCUACUGAUGCACCUAAAGGUCAAAGGUCACCAGUUCGUCAAUGUGGAGACCAGAGAACAGAAGUCCCAGAAUGGUUUCCUUAAUUUAUUUGCUGACGACAAAGGUCACCACAGAAAUGACCAAGCGAGAAGUCUUAAUCCUCUCAACUUGGGAGUUGGUCUUCAUGGCUUCAUUUCUUUCUUCAGUGGAGAAAUAUAAGAUGUUGACCAUCUUCUGGGGAAGUUUAACUUGCUGACUGGUCACUAAAGAGAAAGUCCUCGCAUAUCUUCUCACUUCCAGCUCUCAAGUCACCCUGGAAGCCACAGUGACAAAUUCCCAUGUCAGAGGGUAUCCUGGUCAUUUCCUGAAACCAAAACAAGGGGGCAAGGGAGGGGGGAGGCUUUCUAUGGAAACAGUGAAAAGGAAGUUAAGCCUCUUUCUGCAGCUUCCCACUUCCUUCUACCGGUAGUUACAUCGAAAGGGAAUUUGUGACUCUUUCUAAAGGGCUGUGUCUUUUCAUAAGGUGAGUUUUUAACUUGGGUCCUCAGAUCGCGAAAACGUCAUCCCUUCUGGUUUGAGGUUUUUGUGGGGAUUCCUCAGAAGUAUUUGUUAAUGGAGCAGAAAAGAUGCUGUUUCAGAAAUAUCAUAUGAUUCCUAAUCAGAACUCCCGACGCCUUCUAUUUUUUCACAGAGUAUAUAGCACAGUUUUAUCUAUUAUCAAAAUGGUCAUACUGAGAGAAAAGUAGAUGGUUUAAAGCUAUAUUUAUCUUUUUAUCCGUCCAUUUUUUAUAUCUAUUUUUAAAGGUGGGGGUGGGAGAUCAAGAUUUAUUUUAAAGCAAGGUGGGAAAGAGAAGUGCUUGGCUCUCCAGUUGUGUUUGGUUUUUAAGUGGACAGAAGACUAUGGGACAUGUUUUCAGGGCGGUGGUUUUCAGAUUGUUCCCAGAAUGUUCCCUCAGUUAGAAGUUCAGCAAUGAUGGAUAGGCUGCUCUGUGAGACAACUUGCCUGCCAUUACUGAGAUUCCCCCAACUUCAGCAACAGGGAAACAUUGAGCAUUGAUUUAGGGGAGCCCAGGGAGCCUGUCCAGAGCCCUGGAUGCAUGCAUGCCCUGCCACAUUCAGGGACUUGGCAGCAGAUACACAGCAGCUCCUCAGCAACAAGGCCUCCCUCCUUGUGGGAAGGGUUCGCUGAAUGAAGAAAAGAGUUGACUGUGCCAAACAGCACACCUGGGUCACACAGGAUGUGGGGAUGAAGUGCGGCUUCAUUGAAAUCUCUCCCUCCCUCCCUCCCUCCCUCCCUCCCUCUCUCUCUCUCUCUCUCUCUCUCUCUCUCUCUCUCUCUGGUAUCUGAGGGCCAAACUAGAGCAAUGGCAUGAAAUCCAUGGGGAGGGAUUCUGUGUCAUGCUCUUCUGAUUGUUCUGUCAGUGCCAGCAUUUCUGCUUGCCAGAUGGAAUAGCUACUCAUCUCUUCCCCCGGGGGGGUGUUCUGGGGUUUCUCGUGACCCUCCAGAGCAGAUUUGGGGGAGGCUGGGUGUGAGGGGAGGGGAGAAGGCCCCUUUGCACCAGCGGGAGCCCUUGCACUGGCUUUUGCUAUGGUGACAGGUUAGUUGACUACAGGCCCAUGUAUUUAAACGUGGAAAAGACCCCUUGCCACCUUGAAACUGGGGCUGGGGGGGGGGAGCUGACAAAGGGAGAAGGUCUUCUGCAUGAGGAGCAUGGAACCCUCCCUGACUCACAGUUUGUUGUGCAUGGGUUUUCCACCAGCAGGGAUCCCAUAUGGAAAGUGAGUUUAGUUGUGAGAAAACUAUGGAAAGGGUGGGGUAAGGAGUUAUCGCCCCCACCCAUCUGCCCCUCUUGCAGUUUGAAAACACACACCUGCUGCAUUUGUGUCCAGUUUGGCCCUGACUCGCUUAUACCCGGUUGUAACUUUAGAAGUAAUUAAGACGCACAGGAUUCAUUCCUUUGGCUCUUUUGUGGCCGAUGCUGCUAAAUGUGCUCUUGCUACCGCAAGUUAUGAAGCCAGAGGAAGCCAAGAGGGAGUAGAGAUUGGAUGAUAGAGACAAGACGUGGCCCAAAAGCAUUUUAAGUGGCAGAUUUUCUGUGCUUUAAAAGAAAUAUGCGGUUAAUUUUAAUCAUCCCUUUGUGUUGUGUAGCAUUUAAUAGUAAUAAUGAUUAUACUUUCUUGCACUUCCAUAUUGCCUCCCAUUGGGAGAAAUCUUAAGUGCUUUACAAGGGGUGGUUUACAGAUUUAUUUAAUAAAUUAGGCACUUUGUGUAAACAGCAAUCUGCAACUCAAUCAGGUACAAAUCAUGAGUGUUAACUUUGAACAAAUCAUGUAUGAUUUGUGUAUAAAGUAAGGUGUGCUUUAGCGCAAACUGUGAGUACACUGUCAUAAGCCAUGAGUUACACAAGCAAAACAGGUGGGAACGAGAACACAUUGUGGCUGAGCCCAAUGUAUCCAAGUGGCGGAUGGAAGGAUAAACCAUUGGCAAAGCGCAGGCAAGGGAAGAGUGAACUAUGGCAAGACAUUGUGUAACCCUCUAAUACAUCAUGUGUAAGUGUUUGUAAAUGAUGAACUUGUAACAUAAUUUCAUCAAUAACCUGUGGUUUAGCUUUAGCCAUCCAACAUGCAAACCGCAGGUAAGCCAUGAGUAAACAAUCAGUAAAAUGCAAAUAUUGUUUCAUGUAAACUAAGUGAAAUAUGGUUACACUUUUGAGUACACCAUAUGCAAACAGUGAGCCAUGAUUGACCAAUAUGGUCAAGCCAUGUGAGAGCCUGCACACUGCUUAGAACCAUUUGAGCCGGGCUUUCUCCGGCCGCUGGCUCUCCACAUGGAACCCCCCCCCUCUCUCUCUCUCUCAUGCAGGUGCCAUUGGGCUUGUCCCAGUUUUAUUGAGAGCACCCAGCAAAGUAGCUUUAUAAAUCUUUUGCCUAGGACAAACGGCCUCUUUGGCGCUCUCCAUCCUGAAGCCUGUGUCUUCGGGGUUAAUUGCUUGAAAGUCCCUGGGGGGGACUUAGGAGGGUGCGGCUCUGAAGGAGUCAAAGGAAUGGCACGCAGUCCUAGGGGGGUAUUUUGCUCCUCCCUCCCUUCAACAUGCGUAGCUUUUAAUAACUUGCUGUGCUGGAGUAAAACAACUUUUGUAGCCAUAUGUUAGUGCUGACCCACGUGACAAAAGGAUCCUCAUAUGAUGGCAUGUUCAAGAGGUGACUGCAAAAGGACCAUGGAACACGAGACUGCGGCAAAUGACAUACACUGCAUAUAUUUUCCUUCUCAAGUUCAGUUAUCUUGUAAAUUGAGAGUAAUUCUGCGAGAUCAGUGGAUCUGAUUAUUUUAUAAGCCAAAACAAUCAGAAAAUACUUUAGCAUUUGGGGUUGCUUAAUUUUAAUUUUUAUAUUUUUGAAAUAAUUUUUAUUUGAUUUUACAAAUAUGAAAUUAUAAUAAUCCAAAUACAUAUCCAUAUAUUGAAAUUACUCUGAAUCUUGCGACUUCCCCCCACUCCCUCCAUGGGGUCCUAUUUUCAACAUUUUCAACUUCUUCCAUAAUCUAAAUUUUAUAUCAAUCCAUAUUGUCCAAAGUAUUUAUUACAUUACAAGUGGAAUUAAAAUCCUGCUAAUGUUUCCAUCUGCUUACAGUGGUCUCCUAGAUCAGCGUUUCUCAACCGCUGUUCCGCGGCACACUAGUGUGCCGCAAGACGCUGGCUGGUGUGCCGCGAUGUGCGGCGACGAGAAGGGCGAUUUGCAUUGUCACGUGCCUGGCGGCCGCCAAUAUAAAACACUGACCCGCCGGAAAGGAAGCCGGCCAGGUCACGACGCGGGGCGAGCGCAGCUCUCAACAGCCACCACCACGGGAGGGUGGUUUUAGACAAACUUAAAGAAGCUGGAUGGAUGAGCUCAACCUGAAACUUGCUGAGCAAAGGAUUGUGCUGGCAGAGAAAUCAGCGGCUUGUGAAGCCUUAUUACAGGAGAUUGCAACCAACACAGCAAUUGGCAAGUGUUUCUUACAGUCAUAAUUAUAUAGUCAAUAUAGGGCGGCACAGAGUUAACUUUUUUAACUUUUUUAAUGGUGGUGUGCCUCGUGAUUUUUUUCAUGGAACAAGUGUGCCUUGGCCCCAAAAAGGUUGAGAAACACUGUCCUAGAUAACUUAUAAAAUUUUCCCAUUCUUUUUUUAAAGUUUUUGCACCCCUGGUUCCUGAGUUUUCCAGUCAGCUUUGCCAUUUUGGCAUCAGCUUAGUUUGCCAUUCCUCUCUGGUAGGGACUUUGUCUUCUUUCCACCUCUGGGGUAGUAACAUCCAAGCAGCUGUUGUGGCAUACAUAAAAAGUAUUUUCUGUUCUUUUGAGAUGUCGGUACCUAUAAUUCCUAAUAAGAAAGCUUCUGGUUUUUUAACAAAGGUUAUUUAAAACAUUUUUUUCAUUUCAUCAUAUAUCGUCUCCCAGAAGGCUUUUAUUACCUUACAAGUCCACCACAUAUGAUAAAAGUACCUUCUUUUUCUUUACAUUUCCAGCAGGUAUUUGUACUUGUCCUAUACAUUUUUGCUAGCUUACUAGGAGUCAAAUACCACCGGUACAUCAUUUUCAUACAAUUUUAUUUCAAACAUGCCGUAAAUUUCAAGUUUGUUUUCCAUAACCUUUCCCAAUCUGCCAUCUAAAUAUUGUGUCCCAAAUCCUUUGCCCAGUGUAUCAUUACCGACUUGACCUGUUCAUCUUUUGUAUGCCAUUCUAAGAGCAAACUCUACAUUUUCGGCAAUAAGUUGGUAUUAUUUUCUAACAGAUCUUUCUGAAAUCUUCAUAUCUUACAACUAAAACCUUUCUUAUGGUCUGUUUUAAAAAUAUCAUUUAGUUGGUGAAACUCUAACCCAGGCAUCCCCAAACUGCGGCCCUCCAGAUGUUUUGGCCUUCUUCUUCUUCUUUGACGAUCACUCGUAGCCGAGUAACAUUGUCUUCCAUAAACACGGUUUUAACAAUGAGUCCAUAAGUGACUGUGGAGGCCAAUUCUGCAUGCACAUGUCCUUCCACAGUGGGGACAUUGGUUGCCAGGUGGGAGUUGAUCAUGGUGUGGAUUUGCCAAGUGUGCCUUCCUCUUAGCACGUUUCUCCCUUGCGUCCUGAGAUCGAGUGUCUUCAAAGCCCAUGACACCUUUGGGAAAGGCUGUUCUCCAACUGGAGCGCUCGUAGGCCAGUGUUUCCCAGUUGUUGGUGUUUAUACUACAUUUUUAAAGAUUUGCCUUGAGACAGUCUUUAAACCUCUUUUGUUUAAAGACGAUCAUCAGGCAUCCUCACAACAAUGACCAGUCCAACGAAGUUGAUGUUGAAAUCAUUGCUUCAACACUGGCAAUCUUUGCUUCUUCCAGUACACUGAUAUUAGUUCGCUUGUCUUCCCAAGUGAUGUGUAAAAAUUUUCGGAGACACUGUUGAUGGAAUCUUUUGAGCAGUUGGAGAUGGCAUUUAUAAGUGGUCCAUGUUUCACAAGCAUAUAGUAAGGUUGGUAGUACUAUAGCUUUGUAAACAAGCAUUUUGGUUUCCCUGCGAAUGUCUCGGUCCUCAAACACUCUGUACUUCAAUCGGGAGAAAGCCGCACUCGCAGAGCUCAGGUGAUGCUGGAUAUCAGCAUCAAUGUUGGCCCUUGUGGAAAGGUAACUGCCUAGGUAGGAGAAGUGAUCAACAUUUUCCAAUGUUACACCACUGAGUUACACCACUGAACUCCCUUCCCUUUUAGGAUUUCGGUCCAUGGGAUUUCACCCAGCGUUUCCCUAAGUUUUCUGAAGUUGGCUUUCUUAAAGUCUAGGAUUUGAGUCUUAGUAUGCUUGGUUGCUCCUUUCUGCUGUAUAAUAAACUCCAGAAGAGCAUGGUCACUCCCACCUAAUGAUCCUGCCACUUCUACCCCACUAACCAGGUCAUCACUAUUGGUUAGGAUCAGAUCUAAAAUGGCUGAUCCUCUUGUUGCUUUUCCUAAUUUCUGGACAAUGAAGUUGUCUGCAAGGCCAGUGAGGAAUCUGUUCGACCAUAUGCUCUUGGCUGAGUUCGACAUCCAACAAAUAUCAGGAUAGCUGAAAUCCCCCAUUACUACUAUCUCACUUCCUUUUGAAUGCCUGGUCAUCUGUUCCAGGAAGGCAUCAUCUGUGUCCUCAGUUUGGCUUGGGGAUCUAUAGUAAACUCCCACAAAUACCGUGUUUCCCCUUUUUAAAUACGUAGUCAGAAAGUAAGCCAUGGCAGCAUUUUUUAGCAUUAGUGAAAUAUAAGACACACCCCAAAAAUAAGACAUACCUCCAUGCCGUGUAGAGCGAGACCGCCAAGCGCCCCCCAGCCAGCCAGCGGGACCCAGCCAGCCAGUGGGGCCUGGAACCGGCUGCUGUUGUUGCUGCUGCAGCAGCGAGCGCUCAGAGCGCCCUGCAGCGCCUGGCCCCUUCUUUUUUGGCUGCCCAAGGCCUGCCGCCCCGCCGCUGGAACCGGCAGCUGGCCUCUUCUUCUUCUUAUUUUUUGGCUGCCCGAGGCCGGCAGUUGCAGAGCGGAGCGCUCUGAAGCGCCGAGCGCUCGGAGCGCCCUGCAGCGCCUGGCCUCUUCUUCUUCUUUUUUUGGGCUCCCCGAGGCCUGCCGCCCCGCCGCCGGAACCGCUCGGAGCGCCCAGCAGCGCCGGGUGGAGCGCUGAGCCAGCGGCCUGCCACCUCAGUGCCUGGAACCGGUGGCUGCUGCAGUGCUGCGCAGAGUGCCCAGCAGCACCGCGAGCCAGUGGCCUGGCCCCUCUGAGGAGGCCUUAAGGUACAAGACAUCCCCUGAAAAUAAGACACCGUGUGUGUUUUUGAGUAAAAAAAGGUAUAAGACGGUGUCUUAAAAAAGGGGAAACACGGUAAUGAAUAGAGUUGGGGCAAUAACACAACCCUGUUUAACACUGAUCCCACUGCGAAUGGUUCACUUUGAGAGCCAUUGUUAUCUGUGAUUGUUGCUGUCAUAUUGUCGUGGAGGACCUGAAUUUGGCCUACAACUCCCAUGAUCCAUAGCUAACAGGACCAGUGGUUGGGGAAGAUGGGAAUUGUAGUCCAAAACAUCUGGAGGGCUGAAGUUUGGGGAUGCCUGCUCUAACCAAUCCGUUAAUAAAUCCCUUAUCUCCUCGUAGUCUUUUAGUUUCACCUGGUGUUCUACUUCAGUUAACAGCUCUCUUAUAGGCCAAUUACUUCUCAUAUUCAGUUUUUUUCUGAGAUUGCUUCUAAAGGAGAGAGCCACCAAGGUGGUUUUUUUUUUGUUCUAAUAAGUUGUUAUAUUUUUCCCAUACCAUAAAAAAUGAUUUUCUUAUUAAAUGAUUCUGAAAACCUUUGUGCACCUUUGCUUUUUCAUACCAUAAAUAUGCAUGCCAUCCAAAUCUAUUAUCAUGUCCUUCUAAAUCUAAAAUAUCUGCAGUGUUAUCCAUUCCUGGAUCCAGCAAAUGCAGGAUGCCUUUUAGUAGAAUUUUUAAUCUGGUAAGGUGAAGCCUCCUCUCUCUUUAGCAUCUGUUAGCAAUUUAUAUUUUAUCCUUGAUCCUUGAUUUCUUCCCCUGCCAAAUAAAUCUAGAAAUAUCUUUUUGCCAUUCCUUGAAGUGUCCUGCACUGUUGAUCACCAGUAUUAACUGAAAUAAAAACAACAUUCUUGGCAAUACAUUCAUUUUUAUCACUUAUAUUCUUCCCCCAAAAGAUAAAUUCAUCCUACCUCAAAUCUCUCUUUAGUUCUUUCCAAGUACUUUUAAAA